This is a messenger RNA of Amblyraja radiata (thorny skate), 4980 nucleotides long. RefSeq names its product RNA binding motif protein 39a (gene rbm39a). The transcript is spliced from 19 exons. The record is from RefSeq and is a predicted model, not a curated record. The coding region runs from base 1144 to 2862 and encodes 572 amino acids. Gene Ontology annotation, biological process: mRNA processing. Lineage: Eukaryota; Metazoa; Chordata; Chondrichthyes; Rajiformes; Rajidae. Gene Ontology annotation, cellular component: nucleus. Gene Ontology annotation, molecular function: RNA binding.
UCAUAUUGAAGUUUGUAUGCCUGUAAGGUUUAGUUUAUUUGUACAGUACCAUGCCAAUGUUGACAAAGCUCCCUGGUAUCACGUUUUGCCCCAUAUGUCACAAAUGAGUUGAUACCGCUCAUUAGAACACUUUGGGGUUUGUGUGAAUGCUGCAACUGGUUCUUUAUGGAACUUUUCCAGAACAUUUGAUUUGGAACAUCGCUAUUGUGGAUUUAGUUAUCCACUUUCAUUGGCCCAUGAGAGGGAAAUGUCAGGUUAUUUUUCUGUGAAGGUCAGCGCACAUAAUGAGAGAAACAUAAUUGUAUUUCUUUGUAUAAUUUAGACUUCAUAAAGACUGAUGAACAAAAAUAUAUUGGGCAAUACAAUUCAAAUAGGUUAAAUAGUUCAGUGGAGAGCAUGGGGUUCAAUGCAAUUUCUAGGGAAUGCACCUAGUAGUUGAUAGCUCUUAAUGUUGUGAGAGUAGAACUUGGAACAUAUGGUACCUAAAGAACCUAGUGCCGAAUUUAUGGUGGUUUUUUUGGUGUUAAUGGCAGGUUGAUUUUCAAGACUAACAGUUGCACUACACUUUUGCUGCUGUUACCUAAUUCUGAGCAUAUAUUUGUAAGAUAGAAUCUAGUACCACGAGUUAUAAUGCAAAAUAUGUGGUAGUACACAUUUUGAAUGUCACUAAGCAUUGUUCAUUAUCAACUUAGGCCUAUUAUGUAUCUCAGGAUUUUGUUAUGAAGCCGUUCUUUCUGUUUGAAAGGUGCAUCUCUGUAAAUGCACCAGAUCUGGAAUUGGCUAUUUUUCUGUUUUAGAGGCAGUUGGUGGUAUUAUCAGGUUUUAAAAUUUACACAAGACUAUAUUUCCUUCCUUUGUACACCGUUGUCCUAGUACAGAUGUUUUCUGGAAAAGUAUCACAUGGCAAGGAAGUAGAAGAAAAUAUCUGAAUGAUUAAAUGAAGAGAUUGAAUAACCAUGUAAAGGAUUUUGUUUUAAUAAGAUAACAAUUAUUUUUAUUUCAGGUUAAAGUCGGCCUGAGACAAAUUACAUGAAAUGGGCAAUUUUUUAUUUAAUUUAACUAAUAAAUAGCCAUCUUAAAAUAUCAGUGCAGAUACAUCUUUUGCCACAGUUUUUUUAACAGUGAUUGUUACACCAGUGAAACAUGAGUAUGCAACCAGGGUGGCAGUCAGAAAGCAUGGCAGAUGACCUGGAUAUUGAAGCAAUGCUGGAAGCACCGUAUAGAAAGGAGGAUGAGAACAAAUCGAGCAAAGCUAAUGGACAAGAGGAACGUAGUAAAAAGAAAAAGAAGAGCCGAAGUCGUAGCCACAGCCGUGAAAGGAAGAGAAGUAGAAGCAAAGAGCGUAGACGUAGCAAGGAACGAGAAAGGAGGAGAAGCAGGAGCAGAGAGAGAAAAAGCAGCAAGAAUAGGGAACAUCGUCGCAGCCGAAGCAAGGACCGAAGGAGGGUAGAAAGAGGCCGUUACAGGAGUCCUUUUUUGGAAAAGCGACUUAUUUCUGGUCCAAAAUUCAGCAGUGGUGGUAGCAGCAGAGGGAAGAUUGGCAUGCAACCUGGUAUCAAAAUAAGUCGAAGGCGAUCCCGAAGCAGAAGCCCACACAAAAAGGAUAAAAGUCCAAUAAGAGAGCCAAUCGAUAACAUUUCACCUGAAGAAAGAGAUGCCCGCACAGUGUUUUGUAUGCAGUUGGCAGCACGAAUUCGACCCAGAGACUUGGAGGAAUUUUUUUCUUCUGUAGGAAAGGUUCGUGAUGUAAGAAUGAUAUCAGAUAGGAACUCUAGACGCUCAAAAGGAAUUGCUUAUGUAGAAUUUGUCGAUGUGAGCUCUGUUCCACUCGCAAUAGGUUUGACGGGGCAAAAGCUGCUUGGUGUGCCAAUUAUUGUUCAGGCUUCACAGGCUGAGAAGAACAGAGCUGCAGCGCUGGCUAACAACCUCCAGAAAGGAACGGCAGGACCAAUGAGGCUAUAUGUAGGAUCUUUGCACUUCAAUAUCACUGAAGAAAUGUUGAGAGGAAUUUUUGAACCCUUUGGUAGAAUUGAAAAUAUACAACUGAUGAUGGAUAGUGAAACUGGCCGAUCGAAAGGCUAUGGAUUCAUAACGUUUUCUGAUGCUGAAUGUGCAAAGAAGGCUUUGGAACAAUUAAAUGGGUUCGAGCUUGCCGGUAGACCAAUGAAGGUUGGCCAUGUGACAGAACGAUCUGAUUCUUCCAAUGCCAGCUCAUUUCUAGACAGCGAUGAAUUGGAAAGGACUGGUAUCGACCUUGGAACAACGGGGCGUCUGCAACUGAUGGCUAGGCUGGCAGAAGGAACAGGAUUGCAAAUACCUCCGGCAGCACAACAGGCUUUGCAGAUGAGUGGCAACAUUUCAUUGGGUGCCAUGGCAGCAGCAGCAGACCAAGGAUGCAAUGAUGUCUGGAGCAGAGUGGUCCUGGGGGAACCCAAGCUGAACAUCAAUGAACAGGUUCUUGAUUUGCAGUCCAGAAUUAUGCAGCAGACUGAAGCAUUGAAUCCUCCUAUGGCUGUAAAUGCCCCACCAAUAGCGACACAGUGUUUCCAGUUGUCCAACAUGUUUAACCCACAGUCGGAAGAUGAUCCAGCCUGGGACCAAGAAAUCCGCGAUGAUGUAAUUGAAGAAUGCAAUAAACAUGGAGGAGUAAUUCACAUAUUUGUGGAUAAAAAUUCACCCCAGGGAAAUGUCUAUGUGAAAUGUCCCACUAUUGCCGCUGCUGCUGCAGCUGUUGGCGCCUUACACGGAAGGUGGUUUGCUGGAAAAAUGAUCACCGCUGCCUAUGUGCCACUUCCAACCUACCACAACCUCUUUCCAGACUCGAUGACAACAGCCCAGCUGCUGACUCCGGCAAGACGAUAGGAGCUGCAAGGGAACUGAAAUUCCAAAUAACUUGGAGGAAUGUGGACAAUUACAUAGGGGUUGCCUGUACAAACGAUGCAAGUGGAAAGUAUCGGGGGAAAACUCUUUACAACUCCCAAUGGACUUCAGACAAAUGUUUCUUUUUCAAUCUUGCCAAGACCUAGUGGAAGAAAUAAAAUGGCAGAAGUAGAUUUACACACAAGCGCCCUAAGGCUGUUUUAUUUUGGUGCAGUGUACCACAUUUUGACUAUAAGUAACGUUGAUAACCUGAUCAGAUAAUCUGAUUGAAAGAUGGUGUGCAUCUUUUUGGGGGGUUUUGAACUUAUCCUUGUGGUUCCUGUGAUUAAGACUAAGACUACUGCAGUCAGGUAGACUAUAGAGAUAGCACUGCACUCGUUACCCAUUUUAAGUUACGUUUUGUUGAUUUUGCUGCUCUUCUGGUCGAACUUCACAGAUGAGCUUUUUUAAAUAUCAGUUUAUAAAUUUUGUGAAAAUACUUAUUGUAUUAAAGUGAGUUAUUGGAAAAGAUAAUCUUUGAAUAGUAGGCUGCAGCUCUUGUGAAUUAAAGAUCACACAGUAAAUCUCUCAGACCUCUGAUCAUUUACUGCAUUUAUUCUGCUACGUGGAGUUCCAGUUGAUUCUGAAAGAUUGGGGUUAGUGACCCUGAUGAAACUAAGUGAAAGCAAGUUGCAUGGUGUGUUGAAGCGAGUUUACAUACGAUUGAGGGUGGGGAUGUGGAGUGAGAGAGAAAGGAGCCCAGGUAAGCUUCUUUAUAAUAACUGGAAAAGAGACUGGCUACACCAGAUUAUUUCCUUUAGUUACUGGUGAUUUACGUUGCCAACCAUUUUUGACUGAGGAAUUGAUCACUGAAGUUCAAAUACGAUGGGGCAAUGCUGAAUUUCUACAGAAUUGGAUUAGUAGCAAUUGUGAAUUUGGCUACUUCCCAUUCCAUGUUCAAAUUAAGGAGUGGUGUUCUAUAUCAGUAUAGAUCUAGGGCUGUUUAAAGAUCACUGUGCCUAGUUCUGGAAAGUGUUAAUACUAGAUUUGGCUAGCAUUCUUAUGACCAAAGUUUGGGAUUUUCAUUAAAUAAAAGGCUUAACUGCAAAAGAAAUGGAGUUCUAAAUAAUUUUUGUGUACAGUUGGUCUCUAGGCAACAUUUUCAGAUUAAAGAUUAUUGUAUAUACAGUUUGCCUUAUUUGGUCUGUUUUCAAUGCUAAUCUUCACUUCCCACCCACCCUGACCUGAUUUAACCAUCUUUAUGUAAAUAAUUAAUAGUGAUGUGCUAUCCUUGUGCUUCCAUAGGAUCUAGGCCAGACAAACUUAAUUUUACCAUAUUUAAAAAAAUAUAUAUCUGAGCAUUUGGAUGAAUAAAAAUAGGGGUAAGGGCAAAAUAUGAAGUCCACAAUAGAGCUGAAUGAGAACUGAUAUACUCCUUCAUCGAGGAAGUAAGAAGGAAGCUGCUAACAACUACAGACCUGAGUAAUGUCCCUCUGACUCCAUUCUAUUAUAACCCAAUGUUUAAUUGAUGGUAAGAUCGCGAGGUUGUUGUCACUUCACAAUGGUUGACUGCAUGGACUGGUGUAAAUUGAAGUUCGGAGGUUUUUUCAACUAAUUGCAUGUUCAUACUUUUUAAUUGUUGUCAAAUAAGAUGAAAGCCAAAUAUAAUCACUCUCAGCGCAUCUUCUAUUGGAUAUUAAUUACAGGUAAGCAAUGACUUUCUGUAAUUUAAUUUUAUGCAUUUAGAACCCUAGGCCAGUUUAUAGUUGUUUCUCGCUGCCUUUGUUGUAGAAAGUGUUAUGCAGGAAAAAAAAACAUUGGAAAGGUUUAUUAAUAAUGAUUUUGUUAUAAAUGCAUAUUUUAAGAAAUUAAGAUGAAAAGGGUAACAGUAAUUUUGUCUGGCCGUGCGUGGUGUUUCUUGCUGGUUUUUUUUUUUUAAGCUCUGUGAGCUCCAGAGUGUAAACAUUACCUGUUUUUUUUUCUCCCCCCCCCCCCCCCCCCCCUUCUGUAGUGUGAUUCAAAAGCAGCCUGGUAUUUCUAUUCAAAAGUAAGGAUUUUGUAAUUGGUACAAAUUUUGUAUAAAAAAUGCAAAAUCAUUCAAUAAAUAAAAGGAAAAAAAAC